Microthlaspi erraticum is the source of this 366-nucleotide messenger RNA. The record is from the annotation of a GenBank genome assembly. Lineage: Eukaryota; Viridiplantae; Streptophyta; Magnoliopsida; Brassicales; Brassicaceae.
AUGAAAAUCUUGAUUCUUUUGACACUUGUAAGUAAUCACAGAGCUUUGUAUCACUCCAUAACGCUGCAUGAUCCUCACAUGUCCACUUGUGAAACGAUUGUUCUUGGUGGCAAAGGCAAUGGCUUUGAAGCUCAGGACUGGAGAGCUCCUUAUUUCAAUCCUACUUCUGAUAAUGUCUUUAUGUUGAUCGGAUGUUCUCCAAAAUCUCCUAUAUUUCAAGAUGUGACGGAGAUGAUGAAACGGAGACAGACAGAAAUCGGAGAUGAGAUUUGCUAUGAUCGGAAAGGAGACGGAGAAUUUGAAAUGGAAUCACAUGACCCAAACACCGUCGAGAUUCAGCAAACAAAUUCGAGAAUCAGCGAUUGA